This is a messenger RNA of Brassicogethes aeneus, 1504 nucleotides long. Lineage: Eukaryota; Metazoa; Arthropoda; Insecta; Coleoptera; Nitidulidae. The record is from the annotation of a GenBank genome assembly.
AGAAUGUAAAAAUAAAUAUAAAGGAGAAAUUGUCUCCAUGUCUUUGGAUGGAUGGAGCAACGUACAUAACGAACCAAUAAUAUGUACAUCUUUUGUAAGUCAAUCUGGUGAGUCUGUACUUAUUGAUACUGUUGAUACAACCGGUAAAUCUCAUACAGCAGAGUACCUGAAAGAAAUUGCUUUAGAAUCAAUGUCUAACGCCACUAAAAAAUUUGGAGUAUCAGUACGUAGCAUUGUUACAGAUAAUGCUAGUAAUGUUGCUAAAAUGAGAACAAACUUGGAAAGUGACAACUUAAUACAAUAUGGAUGUUCGGCACAUGUAUUAAACCUCUUGGCCUUGGACUUGGACAAUUCUGCAGUUACUGAUCAUAUUUUACGUGUGAUAAAAUAUUUUCGAAAUAAACAUUUACCCGCCGCCCUUGCAAAGGAAACACUUGGAAAGAAACUUAUUUUACCCCAUGAAGUUCGUUGGAACACGAUGACUGAUGCAAUCAAGUCAUUUUUGGAAAAUCGAGGUAACUUGGUUCAGCUAUGCCAAGAUCACAAAAAUGACAUCGAUCCUCACAUAACUAAAAUUAUAAAUGACGUAAAUAUCGUAAUGAAUGCUGAACAUAUGCUUAGCUAUCUAAAGCCAAUAGCAGUCGCUUUAGACAGAGCUCAAAGAGAUAAAACGACUAUUGCCAUUGUAGUUGAAAUUUGGAAUAAACUUGAACUGGAUCUUAAAGGGCAAUCCUUAGAUGUUAAAAAACAUUUUUAUCGAAGAAAAGAUAUGGCUUUAGAUGCACCACAUUAUCUAGCUAAUAUGCUCGACCAUCGAUUUUUGGGUAAAUGUUUAAAUAACCACCAAAGAGAACAAGCAUUUACUUAUUUAAAUAAAAUUAAUCCGGAUUUCAUUCCUUUUGUAAUGGCGCUUUUAGCUGAAUCUACACCAUUUCCAAAAUAUGUAUUUUUGCCUCAGUUUAGAAAUACAUCACCUAUGAUGUGGUGGAAAGGAAUUAUUAUUGAUGAUACAACUUGGCCAAAUAAACAAGGCUUUCUAUCUCUAUGUGAACAGCUGCUUACUGCAAUUGCGGCUACCGCAUCUCUUGAAAGAAUGUUUUCAUCAUUUGGACUUGUGCAAUCGAAACUACGUAAUAGGCUUGGAAACGAAAAAGCUGGAAAAUUGACGUUUUUAUUUAAAUACAAAAAUCAGUAAAAAAAAAAUAAAAAUGAAAAUAUGGGUUGGAUUUGGGAGAAUUUAAAAACACAAGAAUUAUCGGGACCUUCUAUCGAAUCUGACGAAUCCGAUGAUUAUUUACCUAUAAUAAAGUUGUUAUAAAUGUGUUAGUUUUCUUGUUAUAAUAUCACAAAUUCCUAAAUUUUAUUUGGCUACUAAUAGUACCUACUAUAAAAAUUCUUAGAUAAACAAAUUAUUUAAAAAAAUAAAUAUCAAAACUUGAUAUAUAUCGGAUAUAUAUCUGAUAUUUUGAUAUUUAUAUAAAUAUCAUGAUAUUUGCCAACCUUG